Messenger RNA from Aquila chrysaetos chrysaetos, 1329 nucleotides. RefSeq lists its product as uncharacterized. NCBI's taxonomy places the organism in Eukaryota, Metazoa, Chordata, Aves, Accipitriformes, Accipitridae. The transcript has 3 exons. The record is from RefSeq and is a predicted model, not a curated record. Bases 448 to 1329 code for a protein of 293 amino acids.
UUAGCCCCCAAGAGGAUUUUGAGCUGAACCGUGUCCCGGCUGCCCGGCUGCUGAACGCAGCUUGGAUAGAGCCCUGGGCACAGCUCCUUCUCACUGACAAGUUCAGGGCAUAGUCCCAACCACGUGGGACACAGUCCUGCUCCACUGCUGGGCUCAGUGUCCACCAAUGGGCACAGCAGUGGGAGCAGCAGGCUUCAAAAUCCGCCUACACAGGUCCUCCCCAGCUCUGCCUCAGCCUUCCUCACCUGCCAGGUGGGCGGGGAAAGGCUUUGUGACAUCACAGAGCCUUGCGUGACAUCAGCCCGUGACUCGUCACGUCAGCAACCCUUGCAAGCGCAGACACGCAGGGUGGCCACUCGGUUCUGGUGGUCACUGCCUGAACUCUGCUCGGGGUGACAGCCCAAGCCAGAUUGCGCGUCGAGAUUUUUUUCCUCGGCAGAGACCACGAUGAGGCUCAGUCCAGUUCAAUCCCUCACCAUGGCUCUCUGCAUGUUGUUUCUGUUCCCUGGUGGCCUUCACCUUUGCGUCCACGCCGACUGCUUCAUAGUCGGGAUAGAAGUCCUUCCUGAAGACCUGGAGCAGCCACCCGUUGUCGCUGAGAGCGUGGCCUCCGAAUGGACCAGCACCAUUGGCCUUCGCAGCCCCCACGGCUGGGCCAGGGUCAGGAUGGACGUCGCUCCUGAGGGCCUGAAGCAACCGCCCGCUGUCGCCGACAGCAUGGCCUCCGAAUGGACCAGCACCAUUGGCCUUCGCAGCCCCCACGACUGGGCCAGGGUCAGGAUGGACGUCGAUCCUGAGGGCCUGAAGCAACCGCCCGCUGUCGCCGACAGCAUGGCCUCUGAAUGGACCAGCACCAUUGGCCUUCGCAGCCCCCACGGCUGGGUCAGGAUCAAGAUGGCCGUCGCUCCUGAGGGCCUGAAGCAACCGCCCGUCGGCACAGAGAGCAUAGCCUCUGAGCUGCACGGCCCUCUGCGCCGGCUUUGGGACCACCUUGUCCAGCUGGACAGGACCUGGCACCUUUGCAGGGCCUGGCAAACCAUGUGGCUGCUCCACACGGUUUCGAUCGCACUGCGCCUCUGGAGAAAUGUGAAGAGAUCCCAGGGACAGGCAAGUGGACAGACGGCCGCAACUGCCACGGGGCCAGGCCGCCUGGGAAGGCACACCGUCUCCAAAUACGAAUUGCUCUGCCUAAUGGAGGCCAAAAUCACCUUGCUGGUCAGGUGCCUGAGGCAUACCCACCGCCUCCGCCUGAAAGAGCUCCGGCACCAGUACUCCAGGAGGGUGGCACAAGAAAAAGGGUGGCAGCCAGCCGAAGGCUCGUGGGGGUGA